UUCACUGUGGACGAUAAGGUGAAAAAACUCGAGCCUUUUUAGCCUACGCCGAGGUGCGCACGAGGAGCACGAGAAAAUAGUGGUGCUGGGCCUGCUGUGUGCUGUCGUGCUUUGUCUUCUCCGCUACCGGUACAAUGGUUGCUCCUUAGUCCCUACGCAUCCGGUGUAGUAUAGAAGAAUUGUGGGUAGUAGCGUUUUGCUUUGACGUCGUUACCGCAUAACGAGGGUUCAGACUUAAAAGACUUUUGAGGUUCCCGUCGCGAAACCCUAAAAAUCGCCAUCGAAGUCUUUCAAGCAGCAAAUCUCUUCCUCUUUCUGCGUCGUCUACAUUGGGAACCCUAGUUCUUCAAGUCUGAAAUUAGAAUAUUUCGGGUUAUUGCGGAAAGCAUUAAUCGUUUUAGGUCUCAGUGUGUUCGCGAAAAUAAGCGAGUUUCGGAUUGUUUUUCAUUGUCAACCGAUAAAAUUAGGGUUAGGGUUUCGCUGUUGGUCGUCUGAGUAUUGGCGCAGAAAAUCACGGCUUCGGUUCUGCAGGUGAACUCUUAAGUAUUUAGAAAACAUUAGGUUUUUGAGUUCUGCAGAAGAGUUUCUUACCAUUUAAUUGGAACCGUGAAAUGUGGUUACUCUAGGGCUUAUUUCGCCGUAGAGGAGAACUGCGUUGCAAUUGUGUUUCUUAGUCGAAUAAAUGGGACAAGAUUUACCUGAUUCGUUAGAUAACGGACCGAUUGAUGUAAAGGUUGAACAUGAAGAACAAAAGCCUCACUUGGAGGAGAAACAAAACCGUGUUGAAAAUGCGGAGUCUUUGCCGGAGUUGCCGCCGACACCGGAAUCUUCGUCGGAUGAUAAGAAUCUUGAAUUACCAGGAGAGGCUCGUUUAAGCAAUGAUCAAGGUUCGGUUGAACCUGCUCCUGAACCCAUUGUUGCCAACACCUGCGCUGAUGCCAAUGGGCUGAAUGAAUAUAAAAGCGACGUUGAGGAUAACGGUUCUGGCGUCCGGGUUGAAGUCGAAGCUGCUGCUCCAAAUGUUGGAUGUCUACUUGUUAAAACUGAGGAUGAAAAUGCGGAGGAUUCUAAGACUGAGGUGAAUCGAAAUGAGGUAGUUCCGCGUGAAGACAAUGAUUUUAAAGAGGCAGAAUCGAAACAAAUUGGGGCGGUGGAGGAAUGCGCGGUUCACAUGGAGGGCUCUAACCAGUCGUUUGCUGCGGGCGAUGAAUCGGGAACUGAGGAGGAGCAAGCUGCAUUUAUGAAGGAACUUGAAAAUUUUUUCAGGGAGAGGAACUUGGAAUUCAAGCCUCCCAAGUUUUAUGGAGAGGGAUUGAAUUGCCUCAAGUUAUGGAGAGCUGUGACUAGAUUGGGUGGCUACGACAAGGUGACCUCAUGCAAACUGUGGCGACAAGUAGGAGAGUCCUUCAAACCACCAAAGACUUGCACCACUGUCUCUUGGUCUUUCCGCUGCUUCUAUGAGAAGGCACUCCUUGACUAUGAAAGGCAUAAACUGCAUGGCAGCGAACUAUGUGACCCUGCUAUUUCACUUAGAGAACCUACUGAAACUCAGCAGGUGGGUGUUAAUCAAACAUCAGGAUCAGGAAGGGCACGAAGAGAUGCUGCAGCUCGUGCUAUGCAGGGUUGGCACUCACAGCGUCUUCUUGGUAAUGGUGAGGUUGGUGACCCAAUUAUUAAGGAUAAAAACUCUAUUUCUAUGCAAAAACGAGAAAAGCAGCUUAAAAACAUUGGUUCACAUAAACGUAAAAAACCAUCUAGCCUGGAGCGUGCUGUCAAAGCUAUGCAUACAAAAGCUGCAAAGCCACAAAUGGAAACAAUGGUUGUUGAUAUUGGACCCCCAGCUGAUUGGGUGAAGAUCAAUGUGCUGAGAACUAAAGAUUGCUUCGAGGUCUAUGCUUUAGUUCCUGGGCUUCUGCGUGAAGAGGUACGUGUUCAGUCAGAUCCAGCUGGGCGCUUAGUUAUAUCUGGUGAACCAGAGCAACCAGAUAAUCCAUGGGGUGUCACACCGUUCAAAAAGGUUAUCAAUUUGCCCUCAAGAAUUGAUCCACAUCAGACAUCUGCUGUUGUUACACUGCAUGGCCAGUUGUUUGUACGUGUGCCUUUUGAAUCAGAUCUGUAGAUGCAGUGAUUUUGGCCUAUUUCUGCAAUGUAAACGAGAAACCUCGACAUAAUUGUGCAUACAAGAUUUUGCUUGCCUAGUACAUGCUAAAUUGUCCCAGGCGUCAGUAUGAAGCUCUGAAUUGGGUAUGUGCAGUUGCCGUUCAUGAUUAAAGUAAAUUUCUUGUGUUAGGUUAAACUACAUUGACAUAGUUGGACAAUGAUGUGGUUCUUAGCUAGCUUGGAGACACUAGGAAAGCCCUUUCUGUUCGAUGACGAAGUCAAAAAAUCAUAUAUUGAUCAUGACAAACUUGUGCCAUUCAAUUGGUAGUUUGUAUAUAGCCAUGGAUGGACACUUCACUGGAUUUAAUCACUUUAUGCAUAUCUUCAAGACUGCGUCUUUGACUUGCUA
This is a messenger RNA of Nelumbo nucifera (sacred lotus), 2509 nucleotides long. Its product is annotated as AT-rich interactive domain-containing protein 6-like. The record is from RefSeq and is a predicted model, not a curated record. Gene Ontology annotation, cellular component: nucleus. Gene Ontology annotation, molecular function: DNA binding. Gene Ontology annotation, biological process: regulation of transcription by RNA polymerase II. NCBI's taxonomy places the organism in Eukaryota, Viridiplantae, Streptophyta, Magnoliopsida, Proteales, Nelumbonaceae.